AUGGAGAAAAUUGCCAUGGAACAAGGGAACCUCACGUGGGUAUCAGAAUUUGUCUUCCUGGGACUCUCACAGACUCGAGAGCUCCAGCUUUUCCUGUUUCUGGUGUUCCUGUUUGUCUAUACCACCACUGUCGUGGGAAACCUCCUCAUCAUGGUCACGGUGACCUCAGACACACGGCUCCACACACCCAUGUACUUUCUGCUCCGAAAUCUGGCUGUCUUAGACCUCUGUUUCUCCUCUGUCACUGCCCCAAAGAUGCUGGUGGACUUCCUCUCUGAGAAGAAGACCAUCUCCUACCAGGGCUGCAUGGCCCAGAUCUUCUUCUUCCACUUUCUGGGAGGCACCAUGGUCUUCUUCCUCUCAGUCAUGGCCUAUGACCGCCUUGUUGCCAUCUCCCGACCCCUCCACUAUGUGACCAUCAUGAACACACAGCUCUGUGUGGGACUUGUGGUGGCUAGCUGGAUAGGAGGAUUCGUCCAUUCCAUUGCCCAACUGGCUCUGAUGCUCCCAUUGCCUUUCUGUGGCCCCAACAUCCUGGAUAACUUCUACUGUGAUGUCCCACAAGUGCUGAGACUUGCCUGCACUGACACCACCCUCCUGGAGUUCCUCAUGAUCUCCAACAGUGGGCUGCUGGAUGUCAUCUGGUUCUUUCUCCUCCUGACCUCCUACUCAGUCAUCCUGGUGAUGCUGAGGUCCCACUCUGGGCAGGCGAGGAGGAAGGCAGCUUCCACUUGCACCACCCACAUCGUCGUGGUGUCUAUGGUUUUCAUUCCAAGCAUUUACCUCUAUGCCCGGCCCUUCACCCCCUUCUCCAUGGACAAGGCUGUGUCCAUCAGCCACACGGUCAUGACCCCCAUGCUCAACCCCAUGAUCUACACCCUGAGGAACCAGGAGGUGCAGGCAGCAGUGAAGAGACUAGGGAGGCGCCGGCUGGUUUGUAAAAGGGAGUGACAAUGAGUGGGUCACUUCUCUCUGGCUUUGUGUUCCAUUUGUAAAAUGGAGGGAAAGCUACUGUGUCUGCUGGCUGUCUUCAUAGCUUGUGCAUAUGUUGUGGAGGUCAUCAUAGAAGUGAGUGAGUUUUGAAACUAAGCAACUGACUCAGAUUUUUGGGAAAAAGGGAAAAGUCCCCUUUGGUGGCUAAGGUUUGUGCCAGGUUUCUAA
Messenger RNA from Prionailurus viverrinus (fishing cat), 1161 nucleotides. RefSeq names its product olfactory receptor 4D2. Gene Ontology annotation, biological process: G protein-coupled receptor signaling pathway. Gene Ontology annotation, cellular component: membrane. The transcript has a single exon. Gene Ontology annotation, molecular function: G protein-coupled receptor activity; olfactory receptor activity. Bases 1 to 951 code for a protein of 316 amino acids. The record is from RefSeq and is a predicted model, not a curated record. NCBI's taxonomy places the organism in Eukaryota, Metazoa, Chordata, Mammalia, Carnivora, Felidae.